This is a messenger RNA of Egretta garzetta (little egret), 3781 nucleotides long. It is a transcript of the gene BTBD7, whose product is annotated as BTB domain containing 7. Gene Ontology annotation, biological process: morphogenesis of a branching epithelium. Gene Ontology annotation, molecular function: protein binding. The record is from RefSeq and is a predicted model, not a curated record. Lineage: Eukaryota; Metazoa; Chordata; Aves; Pelecaniformes; Ardeidae.
GAGGAACAGAAUGCUGGACUGGGAUUGAAGAUUUAUAAAGGAUUAUGGGAUUAUACAUUGAAGAGCCAGCAGGCGGAAUGCCUGAGUGACUGAAGAAAAUGGGUGCUAAUGCAUCUAACUACCCUCACUCGUGUUCCCCAAGGGUAGGGGGAAAUUCACAGGCACAACAGACAUUUAUAGGGACGUCAUCCUAUUCUCAUCAAGGUUAUGGCUGCGAAUCAAAGCUGUAUAGCCUUGACCAUGGCCAUGAGAAACCUCAAGACAAGAAAAAGAAAACCUCUGGCCUUGCCACCCUCAAAAAGAAAUUUAUUAAGCGUCGGAAAUCUAGCCGAUCUGCUGAUCAUGCCAAGCAGAUGCGUGAACUCCUCUCAGGCUGGGAUGUCAGAGAUGUUAAUGCGUUAGUAGAAGAAUAUGAAGGGACGUCAGCCUUAAAGGAACUUUAUCUACAAGCUAAUUUGGCAAGACCAGAAGCGAAGACGCUACAAAAAGACAUGGCUGAACUUUAUCAGUACAAAUAUUGUACCGAUGUAGACUUAAUAUUUCAAGAAACUUGUUUUCCUGUGCAUCGUGCGAUAUUGGCGGCAAGAUGUCCUUUUUUUAAGACGCUGCUUUCUUCCUCACCGGAGUAUGGGGCAGAAAUAAUAAUGGAUAUUAACACAGCUGGCAUAGAUAUGCCUAUGUUUUCUGCUUUGUUACACUACCUUUAUACAGGCGAGUUUGGAAUGGAGGAUUCAAGAUUCCAAAACGUUGACAUCCUUGUGCAGCUUAGUGAAGAAUUUGGAACACCAAAUUCCUUAGAUGUUGAUAUGCGUGCACUGUUUGAUUACAUGUGCUACUACGAUGUGGUUCUUAGCUUUUCAUCCAACUCUGACUUGGUUGAAACUUUUGGUGGAAGUCAGAACUGUCUAGAUGAAGAGCUCAGAGCUCACAAAGCUAUUAUUUCGUCACGAUCUCCAUUUUUUCGUCACUUGCUGCAGAGGAGGAUACGAACUGGUGAAGAAAUCACAGACCGAACUCUACGAACUCCAACUAGAAUUAUAUUGGAUGAAUCUAUCAUACCAAAAAAAUAUGCUAAGGUCAUUUUGAACUGUAUGUAUACAGAUGUGGUGGACCUCUCAGUUUUGCACUCCAGCCCUUCGGUGGGCAGUUUAAGUGAAGUUCAGGCUCUUGUAGCAGGAAAACUAAACAUGACUAGGGCUGAAGAAGCUAUGGAGCUUUAUCACAUAGCACUGUUCUUGGAGUUUAACAUGCUUGCACAAGGCUGUGAAGAUAUUAUUGCCGAGAGCAUCUCACUAGACACCUUAAUUGCCAUUCUGAAGUGGAGCUCUCAGCCGUACGGUUCCAAGUGGGUACAUCGUCAAGCACUACAUUUCCUCUGUGAGGAGUUUACCCAGGUCAUGACUUCAGAUGUCUUCUAUGAACUCAGCAAGGACCACCUGCUCACAGCUAUUCAGUCUGACUAUUUACAGGCAAGCGAACAAGAUAUUCUUAAAUAUCUGAUUAAAUGGGGAGAACACCAGUUGAUGAAAAGAAUAGCAGAUCGAGAGCCUAAUUUACUGAGUGGUACUGCUCACAGUGUGAACAAAAGAGGUGUGAAGAGGAGAGAUCUUGACAUUGAGGAGCUGAGAGAGAUCCUGUCUCCGCUUCUACCUUUUGUCCGCAUUGAGCACAUCUUACCCAUGAAUAGUGAAGUACUCAGUGAUGCAAUGAAGAGAGGCCUGAUUAGUACUCCUCCUUCAGACAUGCUACCAACAUCAGAAGGUGGAAAGUCAAAUGCCUGGCUGCGGCAAAAAAAUGCUGGAAUAUAUGUGCGGCCAAGACUGUUCUCACCAUAUGUGGAGGAGGCUAAGACUUACAAGAUUGAUCAUCAGGCUCAAGUCUCUAGAACUGGUCAGAAAAAUUUCAACAAAAUUUUUUUUGUCGAAAUUGAAAUGUUUGCGAGACAGAUCUUGAUGAAAUUCCACCGGAAACAAAGCAGCGUUCUGAGGGAAACCUCCCUGGUUUCCAGCCAGUUUGCCGGCCCAGCUCCUCGGCAGCCCACCUGGCAGGCGGAUGGCAAGUCGGUACUGGAUGAGAUGAUGGUGGAACAGACUGAUCUCGUUCGUUUGCGGAUGGUCCGAAUGUCCAAUGUGCCCGACACCCUUUACAUGGUAAACAACGCAGUGCCGCAGUGCUGUCAUAUGAUUACCCACCAGCAAGUUAGCACUAACCAGUCCAGUCCUCCUUCGGUUAUAGCCAAUGAGAUCCCAGUUCCCAAUCUCCUCAUUGUCAAAGAGAUGAUCAAACGGCUGCAGGAGCUACGUCAUACUGAGCAGGUGCAAAGAGCGUAUGCUCUCAAUUGUGGAGAAGGCGCCACAGUCAGUUAUGAGAUUCAGAUUCGUGUGCUGCGGGAAUUUGGACUUUCUGAUGCUGCUGCUGAACUUCUGCAGAAUCCUCACAAAUUCUUUCCUGAUGAGCGAUUUGGGGACGAAAGCCCACUCCUGACAAUGAGACAGUCUGGACGAUGUCGUGUUAACAGCACUCCCACUGCAGAAACCAUGUUUACAGAACUGGACUCUUUUGUGGCCUUCCAUCCACCAUUGCCCCCUCCUCCACCUCCAUACCACCCACCAGCAACUCCCAUUCAUAACCAGUUCAAAGUGGGCUGGACACAAAGGGUGCCAAGUCAACAUCCCUCCCGUUCCUUUUCUUACCCGUGUAAUCACUCACUGUUCCACUCCCGAACCGCUCCCAAAGCGGCACCGCCUGUCUACAUGCCCAGCGUUAAAGCAGCACCUCCGGAUUGCACUAACACUACAGGUCUGGGGAGGCAAACGGUGGCAGCGGCAGCAGCAGUGAUGGCAGCUGAGAAGCAAGUAUGUACUCAGCCGUUGCUAAAUGAACUGAUGCCAGAUAUCGCAAUGGGUGUGUCAGCAAUGUCUUUAAAAGACAGAAGAUUACCAGAGCUCACUGUCGACACAGAAUUAAGCCAGACGGUUACAGAGGUAGGGCCUGGUCCACCCCAGCACAUUUCAUGUAUUCAGAACAGACACAUGCCCACUUCUCGAAAGAAACAUGCAAUAGAGCAAAAAAUAGAUGUUCGAGAAAAUCAGAAGGAAUAUCCUGACAGGCACAGCCCUUCGCCUUCACAAGGCAUAUAUUUUGGCCCAGAUUUGUAUAGCCACAAUAAGGCAUCACCAAGUGGCUUAAAGUCAGCCUACCUACCUUCCCAGAUAUCUCCUAAAAAGCAAGAGGAUUCUAGGAGGGAAUACCUGCUCUCCCAAGAUGGGCAUCAACACAGACAAAAGAAUGAGCCAAUACACCUCGAUGUCUUAGAACAACCUCCCCAGCGACUGGACUUGGCGUUGGCUACCCAGGAAAAUGCUGGUAAUGGCCCAGUUCACAUCAGGGGAAGAACAAAAAUGGAAACCGAUUUAACCUAUGGGCUAACCUCCAACAGACCUUCGCUCUCUGCAUACACUUCUGAAAUGCAAGAAGAGAGGCCCACUAGGAGACUGGCAGACGAUGAGCCAUUGGAACAUGGAGCACAGAGAAAUUCAGAUUUGGAAAGGGAAGAUGCAGUAAGCAGAGGAAGGAGGUCUCCAAACAAACCAGACUUCCUGUAUAAAAAAUCUGCCCUAUGAAAGCAACCUCCACUAUUUCUCUGUGCCUAAGAGUUGUAAACAUCCCAUUCUUUGCAACUUUUGGCCUGACUUCUGUCAGACAAAUCCAUUCAUGCCAGCGGAUAAAUUCAGCUUCAUUCACUUCUUUUGUACAUACAUUGCUUUAGUAGAGACAGCAU